UAUUCGAUUGUGAAGUAUCAGAAUCAUUGACUGCAGUGUAUGCUCUUCGCUGAUGAGUUGAUAAUUAUACGGAUGAUGCAGAAUGACAUUAUCUCUAGAUCUACCCCCAGUGGCGUUUGGUAAACUGGAUCAACAAAGAAACAUUUGAAAUAGGGUGGUGCGUGUGUAGUGUACAGUAAAACAUCGCACCAUGUCGUGGAAGAUUGCAGGUUGCAGCAUAUUGCUGUUUGUACUGCAGCACAUUGUACGAGUCAUCUACUCAUUCGGCUACCACCUGCACUACUAUCAACAUUAUCCAGGGCCCUGUCAGCAGGUGGAGGGGAUUGAUUUGGGCUCGGCAAGUUUAUAUACUCUUCCAGAUGGGCUCACGCUGAUUACUUCGGGUUUCAGCAUGAACCUGCUUUCCCCGAGCUACCAGGCUUUCUACGAGGAGAAGGGAGCUCGUGGCGGCGUGUACAUGAUGGAUCUGAAGAACGCCAGCGGGGAACUAGCGCCCGUCCCUCUGUCUGUCGUCGCAGAGCACAGCGGGUUCAACCCGCAGUCUUUCCGUCCUCACGGGAUUAGUGUGUGGCAUGACCAUGACAGUGGCCGCUACAUCGUGUUUGUGGUGAACCACCCCGUGAGGGAAGUGGACAGAGUGGAAAAGUUUGUCCUGGACCGAGGCAACGGCACCCUCCUCCAUGUGAAGACGUACACCAGCCCCAAACUGAGGAGCCUGUACGACGUCCAGGCGGUGGGUGAGGACUCCUUCUACGUGAGCAACGUCCUGUACGAGCAGCGCUCCCGUUUCUUCAUGCUGCUCGAGCUCUUCUCUCUCAUGCCCUGGUCCUCCGUUGUGCUGUACCAGCCCGAGACAGGGUACAGUCAGGUGGUCAGCGGACUGACCAGUGCUACAGGACUAUUGGUGUCUCCCUGUGGCUUGUUUGUGUACGUGCUCUCGUGUAUGGGGGCGGAGAUCCGCGUCUAUCGUAGACAGGAGGACAACUCUCUUCUGCUUCAACAG
Molecule: messenger RNA, 1003 nt
Organism: Aplysia californica (California sea hare)
Lineage: Eukaryota; Metazoa; Mollusca; Gastropoda; Aplysiida; Aplysiidae
Product: serum paraoxonase/arylesterase 2
Molecular function (GO): arylesterase activity
Source: RefSeq, a predicted model, not a curated record